This is a messenger RNA of Girardinichthys multiradiatus, 7019 nucleotides long. RefSeq names its product chromosome 17 C12orf56 homolog (gene c17h12orf56). The transcript is spliced from 13 exons. Bases 3588 to 5393 code for a protein of 601 amino acids. The record is from RefSeq and is a predicted model, not a curated record. Lineage: Eukaryota; Metazoa; Chordata; Actinopteri; Cyprinodontiformes; Goodeidae.
UCUUUGUCCUUUGUUUAAACUUUUUAUCUUUCCAAAACAAAAGAAGACAAAUAAGACAUGUUUUGAUGAGGAUAAACGCUAAAAUUAGGGUGAACAGUAAAGUAAAAAAAAAAUAUUAAUAAAUAACAGUUAAAUUCUGCGCAUUGUAAAGUCAAAGUGAAUUAAAAGAUUUCCUUAAUUAAAGCUGAGAAAUUACUUUUAUUUAACAAAAUUCAACACAAUUAAACCCUGAACAGGAAUAAUAUGUUUUACUGCAGCUGAUCAUGUUCUACAGAGCACACAGUCAGACAGAUAUAUUAUAUAUUUGUAUUUACUAACUACAUAUAUAUAUAUAUAUAUAUAUUUAACAAAUACCAAUUGAGUUCUUGAGUUGAAAAAUAUGUGUAAAUAAAUACACCAUUCUUGGGCUAAAUGUGAGGUUCCUUUUAUUUAAGAUCUAUGUCUUGUUAGCCUUGUUGGACACAUUUAGACCUGAUUUUAGACUAAAAUAAGAAAACACUUGAAGACAAACCAAUGAAGACAUUUUAAAUAUAAAUAUAGAAAAUGGAAAUAAAAAAUAUAUAUAUAUAUUAAAAUAUGUAUAUAUACAGUGUUUUUACAAAACAGAAAGACCUGGUUGAAUUAGUGAAAAUAUGCAUGAUAGUGAUCUGGGUACUCCAGCAGUUAAGUGUUCAUCAGAGAAACAGCCUGAGGGAAGAAACUGUCUCUGUGGUAGCUGGCUUUUGCUAACAGCGCUCUGUAGCGCCACCUGAAGGUAAAACUCUAAACAGUUUGUGUCCAGGAUGUGUGGGGUCUGCAGACAUUAGCUGCCCUUUAAUAGCAGUUAUAUUGUUAUACAUUAGUAAAAUCAUGCCAAACUCAGAGGGAUAUGAAGGCCAGUCAGUCAGUCAUUUUCUACCGCUUAUUCCAGAGUGGGUCACGGGGAAGCUAGUGCCUAUCUCCAGCAGUCUAUGGGCGGGGAUAUGAAGGUGAGUUUAAAUAAAUCUCGCAAUUCAUCAUUCUGCCAUUUGUGGCAGCAGAAAAUUCGAGAAAGGCUCAUCAAAACAGUGCCAACUUUAAUGUGAGUUCGUUUAUAUUUUCGAAUGAAAUCACAAAAGUUGAGGGUUCCUAAACUUAAGCUAAUAAAGAAUUAGAGUUUGUGGUGGAUAUAGUACCUUAUGACAUCUUGACUAAUAUCAAGUUGGGUCUUUUUCGCCAUAAAAACUGCUUGACUCCUCUAACAUGGACACUGAAGGUCAGCUGUGGUAUUUGGCACCAAGCUGUCAGCAGCAGAUAUUUUAAAGGACUAUUAUUUUCCAAACAUGGGUAAACGUUUUUUGAUUUAAAAAAAUUGAAGAACUAAAUCGUUUUAGGACUUUAAUCACUGAACCAAAACAAAAUAUUUAAUUUACAGAUAUUGAACUUUGAGCCUCGUUAUGAGGGCGCAAAGGUCAACACCAACUGGAACCAGUGUUUGUGUGUCAUGAGGUUAUAUUCUCCCUGUCUGUGCGGGGAAAUGGGACUGUUUUCGUCUUCUUCUGCAGAACAAAGGCAGCAGUGUGAGUGCUCAGCCCACCACUGUGUGUUUGCAGCUGCACGCAAACACACAGUGACAGUAAUGAUGGAGAAGGAUGUGGCGCCUCAGCUGAUCAGAACUAGAGAAAUGCAGCUGUGAAAGGAGCUAAAUAUCCAGAAACAUUAAAAUAUUCUGCAACAAUUCUUUAAUAUUUCGCUGGGAAAAUAUGACACUUUCUACUCAAUAGACAACUUGAGUUUUGACAUAAAAACUUAAAUACUUUGAUGAAAUAUAUUUUUUUCCUUAACAUUUACGAAUAAAAGUUUGCAGAAAAAAAGAAUAAAAUAUUCUAGGUGUGACUGUCCUAGACCAUGCAGCUAUAAAUUCACAUAAAAUCAUAUAAAAAUUCAACCUAGUAGAUAAACAGUGAGUGUUUGCAUAAUUCAUGAGUGUUUCUUUUGUUGCAUUGCUUCAUCCAUCUUUAUAUGGACUUUUAGGAAACUUCAGAGAUUAUUGACUUCAGUUUGAUGCAGUUUCAAAAAAGCUUAAUGGUGGGGCAGUAAAAAAAUCAGAUGAGUUGGAAUCUUCACCAGUGUUUCUUUGGUGCGUCUGUUUCCUCACAGGGUCUGUAUAAAAGACUCUCAGAAAGCUCUAAAACAACACUCCCUUCAUCUCUGUCUUGGUGUGGAUCUGAGUGACUCUGUUCAUCUUUUGACUCAAAGCGCCUAUUUAAAAGCUGCAGCCUCCACCUGCCUCUGUCAGUGCAGUGGAGAGGAAAAAAGAGGCAGAAAUAGAUAUAAUAGAAUUUUUUUUGCAAUUAUCCUGGUUCAAAUUAACCCAGAAUAUUCUACACAAUAUAUUAGAAGAUUAAACUGGAAAACAUUAAGCUGAAAAACAUCAUUUUACCUUUUUUUUCAAUAUAUGAAUCCCACUGUGGUUUACAAAGUAAUGGUUUUAUAUUAACUGUAUUCUGGCGACCUCUAGUGGCACUGGGGUGUAACAACAUCCAAAAAACGCAGAAGCACUAGAAGAAUAUCAGGUUCUUUGUAAACAUUUAAAAAUGAAGAAGGUAUAAUAAAACUAUAUCGAGUACUAAAAUAACUACAAUUAAUAAAUAAAUCAUAACAUUUUUAUAUGCGGUAUUUUUAAAAGAAAAUAGGUAUUAGCUAAAUAAAUGCAUUCAUACUUACUGAAAUGUAUAAAUAAUCAAAAAACAAAUAUUCUAUUUUGAAAGCCAUUUUUUCAAAUGUGAAGCAAUUACACGUUAAAGCCACAAAAUAAUUAUUUCAGCAGGUUUUAGUUCCGGUGAAAAAAUAUAAACUGUCACUGCGACCUGUCAAAUAGACCCUGAUAGCUGAUUGGUUAACCUCCACAGCAAGUCAAGCUCAAAACCAAUUAUAUUAAAAAGAGGAGUGGUAGCCAAGGUAGUUAAGGUUAGCAAAUAAAUUUAAAUUACAAUCUGUGUGUGUGUUUUUGUAAAUACAGUAAAUGUUUUUAUUAACGUAUUUAUUUCUUACUUUUAAUAAUAAUAAUUUCUGAUGAGAAUUUUAAUUAAUUAAGGACAGAUUAAAGUCCAAGUUAAUGAUUUAUUUGUUUUGUGAAUAGUUGCACAUAUAAUCUAAACAUAUCAGUUCAUUUCUUUAGCACUUACAUAUUUUUUUUUAUGUGCACAUUUAAAUAGUUACAAGUAUGUUUCAUUUUAUUAAUAAAAUAUAUAUAUUUCCCAUUUUAUUUUAACUAGAACAUCUCUAAAAUAAUUUGUCACAUUGUGGCACUCAAGGCAAUCUUUAUAUCUGUGCAUUAAAAUUGGUUAAAAUAUACUAGUUGCCUAGUACAGAUUAUUUCCUAAACUGUUAAAAUAAUAAUAAUCUAGCCUAUUACAUAGCGUUUCAUCCUUAAGCCAAUCAGCAGUGCCCCAGAUAAAAGCGCGGACCAAUCAGAGAGCGGUGCGCGCUGUUGGAGCGUUUAGGAAGCUUUACCUGUUCAAUUGUUAACCUGACUAAACCCGCUGCUUCCAGCAUCAUUAAACGAAACAGAACCGAUUCAUCUCUUCAGAGAUUAACCCUUCAAAGCUUAGAGACGACUCUGGGUCAUGGCUAGGAGCGGCUCCGAAUUCCUCCCCCUCCGGAACGCCAGACUGGACUCCUUUCUGAAGCGAAACACGGAGCGGGUUCUAUACGAACGGAUCCGAACCUACGAACCGUGCGUGGUGGUGUCUGACGUCAUCAACAAGGUCUAUAUGUAUGCGGUGCUGAGUGACGAGCGCGUGUACCUGACGGAGUACCCGCCGCGCGCGCUCAACACGGCCGUGAGCUUUGCGCGCGUGCGCGACAUCCAGCUGGUGAAAGACCUCCCAGAUUUCCUCAGUACGAAGGACAGAGAGCGCUGUCAGCAUAUACGUUUCACCUACAUCCCUGAAAAGCCUGCAGAGAAGGAACGUGAUUGGUUACAGAGGAAAAAGAAGGCGGGAUUUCCUCCUGUGACCCCGCCCUCACGCAGAGCCAGCCACUGUCCAAUCAAAACACAAAACUUAAAAGGAUAUCCUGCAGACAGUCGGUGGAAGAAGGAGGAGCUCCACCCACUGUUGAAGACCAUCCGCUCUGCUUCCUGCCCUGACCCGGAGACUCUGGGCCUCCUGAGGAUCCCUCAUCCUCCCUCCCAGGCUCCCUCUUCUUACUCCCCUUCUUCUUCUUCAUCAGCGUCAGAUGAAAGCCUGAAAACAGGAGAGAGCGGUCAGGUGACCAGAAGGAUUGGCUCUAUCCUGACCCGUCUGCUAAGGCGAGACCGAUUGAACAUCGGUGAGGAGAGGGAAGCUGAGCUGCAUCUUUAUGCUGUUUCUCAGACAUCCACCCUUUACCUCCACCUGCAGAGCUCGUGGAACAGCUUCAUCAUUAAGUCCACGCUACUUCUAGAUCCACUCUACAGGAGGAGAUGCACAGCUUCAUCUGACUCAAUCAGCUGGGAGCGGACGGCUCACCUGUUUGCUCAGCUGAGCUCGGAGCUCCUCCAGGACGGGAUCACCGAGGAGAACAUGUACCUGCUGCUGCAGGAGCUGAGAACUGCUGCUCACCGCAACAUCACACUCCGGAAACUAUUCUGGAGGUCCAGUAAAGUCUUCAUCUUCCUGGUUCAGACACUAGAGGAAUGUCUUCACAGCUGUCAGAGCCUCAGUGGAGUUUACACCACAGAUCAGCUUCUGCUGAGCACCCUGAUCGUCCAGACACUCGCCAUCAUGUUCAGAGAGACGGAGGUGGAAUCAGCCAGAAGCAGCCUGCUGUUCGUCAAAAAAGGGGCCCUUAUCUCCAGACUACUGCUUGCCUUAAUAUGUGAUCCUGAUGGUGAGAAGCGCAGCCGAGGAUCAGCAUCAGACUCCGAGCUUCAAGCUUUACUCUCAGAGUAUCUGGAUGCUGCCUGCUCUCUGCUGUUUGAGCUGCUGCUGUUGGGCUUCGAGACCAGCAGGUGUUUCCCUGGAGACAAUUUUGUGUCUGUGUCCUGGAUCCUCACAGUCCUUCAGCCUCAUCCCCAUCUGGUAAACGUCUCCUCAGAGGAGUCAAGGUGCUCUGCUCUUCAACUCCUCCAUCUAACCUCAGUCUGUCCUCUGCAGCUGUCUUUCAUCCAUCACCAGGCCCAACAGCUUGUGCAGGUUCUGUCGGACCAGCACGGAUCCAUCCUGAGUCCAGUGGAGUCCGUUCUGCUGUUCCAGCGCUGUCGCCUCCUGCUGGCCUGUCUGCAGUACAACAAUCACCUGGAUCAGCAUCUAAGGUUGCACUUCAGAGAAGAAUUCAGGUAUUUUGUGACUCCAUCCAGCGUUGAGGAGAGGCUGCAGCCUCAUUAUCCCAUCUGCAGACCAACUGUAAGACUCGUCCAAUGUAUCCUGACACUCAUCCAGCCCAGAUGAUUGGACACAAACCUUUCCUGUUUACGCAGUGCUCCUCCGUUCUCAAUCUGGAUGUUCACCCUGCAGAAAUACUGACAAAGAAUGUGCCUUUAGCAUCUUUAUGGCCUCCAUAUACUCUGUUAUCACACCAUAAACAGGAAUUAAGUGGAGUGUGUUGUUACUCUCAACCUAAUUGGUACAUCUUCACUGUGUAAAUACAAUAAAUGAUCAGUUUUACAUUAAACUGGAAUAAGCUCAUUUAUUCUUUAAUAUUUGUAGCCAGAGCCUCUUUUGUCUCCAAACUAAAAGAAAAAAAGCUAGAAUAAAAAUUUAUGUGAUUUAUUUCAAUGUUUUUCAUUAGUUUCAUAUUUUUAACAUACAUAUUGAACCUUUUACUGCUCCAAUAGUAGUAAAGUUUUAUCAUCCCAACAAUCACCAAACAACAAAAUGCUGGAUCUAGUUUCUGGUGGUUUGUGGUGGUUACUGUGGUUUACGGCCAUUUCACUGGUUUUUUGGCAUCCACACUAAAAUAAAUCAGCUCCAUUUUGAAAUCACCUGAACUUGUGACGUCCCUCACUACAGAUUCUUUAAAGUCCAUUUUAAUUCAUAAAAAUUCAGAAGCAUGGUUUUAGUGUUUGGCAUUUUAACCCGAGCCUUUGUUUAAAUGACUGCAUUCAGGCAGUAAGAAAAUGAACAAAAUGCUGAACUUGUUAAAACCAUGGUGUGGUCAUAGACACACAAGUCAGUUCAAUUUAAAUCAAUGUCAUUAUGCAUUAUGAGGUAAUUUUCCUUUAGAAAAUGUAGAAGAAAAAUCUAACAGUUUUCCAUAUUUUGUUUAAUUUUCCCAUAGUUAGGCAGAAACAAGGAAAUACCAGACUUGUUUUUUCUUGUCUUUCUGAUCAUCCAUUGCUUCUUUUUCAGAUUUCAUCUUUUAAAGGUGAUCACCGGAGAAAUAUUUGUUUUAAACUAUUUUGGUAAAAGCUUUAAAGCAGGAAAUUUGUCAAGAAAAAAAAUAAUAAAAAAUUCAGAAAAUGUUACAUUAAAAUAAUUCCUGCUGAAUCUCAAUAAAGUAAAUUAUUUAAAAAAAGAAUAAUUUGCAGUAAUUCAGUAAAGAAAAACUCCAAUAUGUUCAUCAUACACCAGUAUACAUAUUUUAAGAGUUUAUAUAAAAUUCAAUUGCUUAUGAAAAUUUUUUAUUUAUUAUCAUUUAAAUACAAAAAUAUUAUUUUAAUUUCUACAUUAUCACAAGAUGUCCAGCCAGGGACUCCAUAAAAGGUCAAAGGUAAAUAAGGAGGCUGCACCCAAGCAUUUUAGUGGAAAGUUUAGUGGAAGGAAAUAUCUUUAUUAAACAAUAUUCUAAUGAUAUUGGAUGUAAGCUAUAAUCACAGAUAUAAACACUUAAAAUACACCCUGCUGUGUGUGAUGAACCUUUUUCAAGUGAACUGCUAAAAUAAAUUAACUUUUUAAGGAUAUUUUAAUAUAUUCUGGAUUCUUGAUGGACUUUCUGUCUCUUCAUUCAAGUUCAAAGUUUAGUUUAUUGUGAGCAAACUGACAUCAUGAUUUGACUUCUAUUAAUGUACUGAAAUAAAAUAAUAAAACAGAAGUCUGGAAAUGUAUGGCGUUUGAGUAGUUUAAGAGAAUAAAUAG